Messenger RNA from Notodromas monacha, 2973 nucleotides. Lineage: Eukaryota; Metazoa; Arthropoda; Ostracoda; Podocopida; Cyprididae. The record is from the annotation of a GenBank genome assembly.
AUGCUGGAACUUACCAUGCCCACGAAGUGUCGUUACUCGCGAACCAUUCUCGAGAGAUGGCUUAGAAAAACAGCGGGAAAACUCGGCUUCACAAUCGGCAAGUCCCCUUGGUGGUGUGCCACAAUUUCUCUGGCGGUAUUUUGUGGCUUCGGACUAGGCAUGUUUUCCAUGCAAUCUCAACAAUCCUUGGACGACAUGCGAUUCGUCAUCGGCGGACCCAUGUCCGAAACAGUUUCUGUGAUCGACAGCUUGUUUCCCACCAACUACUCCCAUUUCACUCCCGACCGAUCUGUGCAUGUUCAGCGGUCGGGCGUUGUUCUCUUGAGGCCGAAAUCUGGUACGAACAUUCUCACGCCCGCCGCAUUGCGCGAAGUGCGAUUGGUGAACGAAGCUAUCGUCAAUGCGAAGGUGGAGCACCCGGGCACGAAACGGGGAUCCACUCCAGACACCUUCACGUUUCGGGAUGUGUGCCCGAAAUGGCAAUCUGAAUGCUUCGCUGCUUCGUGCGCCCACGUGUCGGAGUUCAAUAUUGACCAAGGGAAGCUCAAGUAUCCUAUCACCUUCGGUGAAGACCGCAAGGUUUAUUUCUUUGCUGGUUGCCUCGGGAACCCGGUAUUCAGACUGAACUCCACGAACGUCGUCCUGAGCUCGCCCGCCAUCAGGUUGCCCUAUUUUCUUGAUGACCACGACUUGAUAAGCUCCAUCAAGGCGCAAGCAUGGGAGCAGAGAUUCUGGAAGAUUGCGGAAGACCUCAGAGCGCGGUUGAACCACACAGAAAUGUAUUUUUACUCAGCUACCUCAAGAGACAAAGAAAUUCAAGAAGUCACCACGGAACUCGGACCAACAAUCAUAGUUUCAUCAGUUUUGCUGCUACUUUUCACGGUCUUGUGCGGCUUGACCACCGAUUGUGCAGUUACUAAACCGUGGAUCGGAUUGCUAGCCUUGGUCUCCACUGGUCUCGGGAUCCUUUCUGGAAUGGGGCUAGGCUCAAGUCUCGGGAUACCCUUUUCUCCGACUUGUGUCCCAGUCCCAUUCCUUUGUCUGGGUCUGGGUUUAGAUGGAGCUUUUGUCUUACUCGGGGCAUGGAGAGCGACGGACGAUGAGAAGUCGGUGCCGAAACGAAUGGCGAGGACGUACGAAAGCGCCGGGGUGGCUUUAUGCAUCACCACCGUCACCGACGUUUUGACGUUCGCGAUUGGAAUUACCAUUCCUCACGGAACAGUCCGACUUUUUUGCAUUUGGAUGGCACACACGAAUUCAUGUGCGCGGAUCUGUUGCAUCGGGUGCGGGGAAUCGACGAAAACGGACUCGGCCCAAUACGUCGGCAUUUCCGAGCGGAUAUUCCGCCGAAUUUACGCGCCCUUGCUCAAUCGGAAGUCCUUCAAGGGAUUGGUGGUGUUCCUGUACAUAUUAUAUGCCUUUGUUGCUUGCAUCGGAAUCUCGAAGCUGGAGAUGAACAUCGACGAAUUGAGGGGCUUGCAGCAAACUUCCCCGACCAUACUUUUCCGUCAGUUCAACCUUCAAGACUUCCAGUACAAUAUCAGGGUUCAAUUCAUCGACGCAGACCCAGUGUUUGGACAAGACGUCGCAUGGAAGAACGGGGACAUCGUCGCUUCGCGGAUUUUCCUGCAGAUGGUGAAUGUAACCAGCGUCCAGAUCCUCUCGAAAACUAUCGAACACUUGAAUCAGGUCUUCGAGGAAUUUCCCGAGCUGGAUAUUCAUGCUUAUCAUCCGGAGUUCCGUAUGCACGAGUUGUCCGUAAUGCUGCCCGAAGCGACGCGGGAAGGAGUAUUCAUGGCAAUUGGCGCCAUGACACUCGUGGCGUUCUUGCUCAUCCCGAACAUGUCCGGGAUCUUCGUUGUCACCUGCUCGAUCCUGUCCGUCCAGAUGGGCGUCGUGGGCUACAUGACGCUGUGGGGCGUCCAUUACGAUCUCUACUCCAUGGUCAUGCUCAUCAUGACAAUAGGUUUCUCCGUGGACUUUUGCGCGCACACUGCAUACGCUUUCUACUCGCAAAAGCCAACGACGGAUCCCGUGGAGAGGCUCGGGAUCGGGCUUACGCACGUCGGACUGCCCAUCCUGCAGGGCACGACUUCCACGGUUAUCGCCGUGGUGGGGCUGCUCUUGACGGGGAUCCACGUGCACGUCAUGUUCUUCAAAGUAGUCUUCCUUAUCAUGACCAUAGGGGCGCUGCAUGCUAUCCUUUUCCUACCAGUCUGCAUGCUAAUUUUCGAAACAGUGCCGUGGAAGGCUGUGUGCUGCGCGGAUUCUUCCGUUGAGGCGCCUGCCGCCGACGCGGACGAUUUAUGCGAGCCACCAGAUGCGAGACACGCCUUUUUGCAGCGGAUUCCACCGCCUCCUUACCCGGACUUGGGCUCCGCCAGCAAGAAACUUGACGAGGAGAGUUGCAGUGCGUCACCAUCCUGAAAAUAAAAUGACACGAAGACUUGUCUUCUCGCUCAACUCUCAUGGCGACGCCCAUCUCCUCGUGCGUCAGAAAGAAGACAAAGAAGUUCGUUCAGUCACAUUCCCGGUUUUGCUCGUGACAGGGAUAGUAUUCAACACAUUCAGAUUGAUUCAAAAGGGCCGCAACACUUCACGGAAGAGACCGAAGGAAUACUUCUCCUACUCUCAAGGUCGAAUUUAUUUUUCAGGAAUUGGCAUAGGAAGUUGCGCCUCUUUGCUUUUCUGACCCGACUUAUCAAAGGACGGCGAAUGAAAGCAUUUCCACGAAAAUCCAAAAUAUUGUACCUCUUCAGGCAUUUGGAAACCCAACGGUGAAAAUCCCCGAGGGUACUACAAAUUCGCGUACAAUAAAAAUUUCGAUACAUAUUCAUUUUGUAUAACUGACUGGUGAUGAUGUGCAUUUCACGGUAUUGGGAUCUCUUGCAGCUAUUUGAUUAUGAGUGAAUGACCAAGAAUAUUGAUUUUCGAAAUAAAAUGCUCUGGAAAGGGUAAUCUGAUUCACGUGCC